CGUCACCCGCCCUUGCCUUGCUCCUAUAUACUUUUCGACAGAUGCCCACGAGGAAAUGAAGCUCUAGUUUUGUGCGGGUUGAACGCAACGGUGUAUAGGUGUGCAAAAAAAAACCAACAACAGUGUAUAGGUGUGCAAAAAGAACACAACCCCUUCCCAGCCAGACAGGCCUCGCUCUCCUUUUUUUUUUUGAGGAGGGAAGGAGUGAGGUCUUGUGGGGAGCGGUGCGAUUUCAUAAAAAGCCCCCCCCCCCUUUCGUGCGCUUUCUUUGCUCUCUCUCUCUCUCUCUCCAGAGGUUCCCGCACUUUUUUUAAAAAAAUUUUUGCUUUGCACGCCGAUCUCGCGGCUGUGCCUAUUCUUUAUACCCUCCUCGGGACGCCAACGGAUCGGGAAGGCAGCCGGGUAGGAAGGGAAGGGAAGAGACCACCAAGCGGCUUCGGAAAGAGAAUCCCACCGCCCAAGGUGGGCUUUCUCUCCCGCGAUCGAUCCAAGGCAGCCGAGCAGGAAGGCGAGGCGAGGCGAGGCGACUUAAGGGAAGAGUGCUGGAGAUCUGGAAAGCCAUCCCGACUCCCUUGUAACGCGAGCUCCACCUCGUCCCAGAGCAGGUCAGAAGCUGAAGCCUGCAGGGUGUCCCCUGGGCAGUGAUGUCAUCCAGAUCAAUACGACGGGGCGGGAAUUGGCCGGAGCACUUGCUGAGGAGCGGGGUCUGUAUUGGAAUCGGCAUUCGCCUUAUCGAUUGGGCUGAUCAGCGAGAGCUAUAAAAGGAAGGGGCUCGCCUGCUGCUUCCGACAUUCGCUCCACGAAGCCCCUCCAUCUCCCCCAGGCUGGGAUCUCUUCCCCCACCCUCCCCAGUUUAGGAACCUCGCGGCGCGGUGCUUACGGUCUUUAGGGCUUGGAGGGAAGCCCCCUCCCCACCCCCACCCCCCCUCAGCCGCUCCUUCUGCUAGGAUGGGGAUGGAGGUCUGCAAAACCCGCGCCGCGCCCCUGGCUCUGCUGGGCCUUUGCUUCGCCACGGCCGUCAAGUCGGUGCCUCUGGCCGAUGCUGGACCGCACGUUUACUACGGCUGGGGAGACCCUAUCCGGUUCAGGCACCUCUACACGGCCAGCCGGCACGGACUGUUCAGCUAUUUCCUGAGGAUCCACGGCGACGGCCGAGUGGACGGCGCCGCUACUCAGAGUCGACACAGUUUGCUGGAGAUCCGAGCAGUAGCGCUUCGCACGGUGGCCAUCAAGGGCGUGCACAGCUCUCGCUACCUGUGUAUGGAAGAGGAAGGCAGGCUGCACGGGCUGUUUAUAUAUACCACAGAGAAUUGCUCAUUUGAAGAGGAGAUACGUCCAGAUGGCUACAACAUCUACAAGUCAAAGAAAUAUGGAAUCUUGGUGUCUUUAAGUAAUGCUAGGCAAAGACAACAAUACAAAGGAAAAGACUUUCUUCCAUUGUCUCAUUUCCUACCUAUGAUGAACACUGUGCCAGUGGAAACUACAGAUUUUGGAGAAUAUAGUGAUACCAGGCAAAAUUUGGAAUCUGGUAUUUUUCAUCAACCAGUUGAAACUGACAGCAUGGAUCCCUUUGGUAUCACUUCUGAAGUAUCCUUAGUACAAAGUCCUAGUUUUGGUUAAUAAUUUCUGCUUCAUUAAUUAGAUUUUAUAGAGAAGUUACCAAGAGGUUAGGAUUGUAUUUGUUCAUAUGAUAACUUAAACAUGACAAAUGUGUAAAUAUGAUGCCACCUUUGUAAAGCAAUACUAAUUCCAAGAAAGCUAUAUUCAUUCACCCUCUUUUUCUCUCAUCUGUAAAAUAGUUAGAAAAGUUCCUUCAAAAUGUUUUUUUUAGAAAUGAGAAACAUUCAAAGCCUGCAGAAUUUCUUUUGCUUUGGAAGAUCUUUGGAAAGACAAACCCAUAAAAACAUUACUGCUUCAUUGCUUCCACUUAUCUCUGAGUCCCAAUAACUGCUGUUCAAUCAAAGAAUUUGGUCAUUCCUGUUCAAUGUAUUUAAACAGAAUUAGUGUUAGAAAUAAAUUAGCCACAACUAAGUAAACAAAAGGGAAUUAUACAUUUUUGAUACAUGCUAGAUCUCACUAUAUUUCUCAGACUUCUGUGUUUUUAAGGAAAUUGGCUAUUGGAAGGUAAUUAUCAUAAUUAAGGUAAUAUAAACUUCAACUUUAAUAGGAGAGAUUAAAUAAUAAAACUGUCAUGUUUUAUUAGCAAGACAAUAUUUGUUGCUAAAUGGUAUAAAGACUUUCCAGGGAUGUAAGUUUGUUCAGGAACAACUGCAACUGUAUGAAGAGCUAAUUUUUUGGGGGAAAAAACCAAAAUUAGUUAGGCUGCAAUCUAGGAAAACAAGGAAAAAGGUGAUGCAGCUAAAUCAUUCUGAUUUCUCUGUAGAUUGACAACAAAUGUCUAUUUUGCUUACUGAACAAUGUUGUAAAACUAAAAUAUGUGCUUCUUUAGACAUGCCAAAAAUAUUUUUUAAAAAAUCUAUAUUCAGUUUUAAUUAUUCACUUACAGAUUGGAUAACUUUGUCCAGAUUUUCUACUACAUAACUAUUUUUUUUCUCAAUGAAAGUAACAUUAAUUCUCAACAAAUAUAGAUGAGUACAUUUUCUCCCAACAAGUUACUUUUCUGAUAUGCUGUGACUGAAAUUCCCAGAGUCCUCAGACAUUGCCUGAUUCCUCUCUGUAGCUCCAGGUGGAAAAAGGCAGGCCAAAUAGAUAAAAGCUGCCAUUUCAUAUAGGAGAUGCUUUGGAUGUAAUCCAGGCUGUUUUAAAUUCCUACUGAAAGUGAUGCAAUGUAAUCCACAUUAAAGUUAGCAGCAGUUCCAAAGGUGAUGUUCAAAUGGCAACUGGACUUUCUUGGUUUUUUUUCCCUUGAAAAUGUUUUGCUCCUCAUCCAAGAAGCUUCUCUAGAACUGAAGAAGCUUCAAUUAGAAGCAAAAAAACCAAGAAAAGUCCAGUUGCCUUUCGAACUGUGCUGAUUGAACAAGACCUUUGGAACAACCAUGGCCCUGGAUGACUGGGAAUCUCCAUAGACAUUUAGCAGGACUUCAUAUACCGUAUUUUUCGGAGUAUAAAUCGCUCCGGACUAUACCUUUUUUGGUGAGGAAAACAAGAAAAAGAAAUCUGCCUCUGCCUUCCAGCAAUUUUGCCUCAUUGCAGCAAACAGCAAAUAGCCUGCUUUACUUUCAUUUUCGGUUUCAACAUAGCUUGAUUAGCACAAGAAAAAAAAAUCUGCUCCCAGCAAUUUACCUCCUUGCAGCAAACAGCAGAGGCCCGCGCAGCAGUAGGCAAUCCCUGCAGCCUGAAACAGCUGAGAGUUGGGAGGCUGAUCCAAGGGACAAUCAACUUGUGCUAAUUAGGCCGAAGCUGAAAUGGACUGUUUCUUCUUACUGCUUGCUGCAAGGACGUAAAUUGCUGGGAGGCAGAGGCCAAGGGUGGGGGCCAGUGGGUGGGCGGGGCUAUAUUCAGUGUAUAAGAAGCACCCAAAUUUUCACCCCCUUUUAGGGGGAAAAAAGGUGCAUCUUAUACUCUGAAAAAUAUGGUACUUUUUUCCUGUAUGACAUUUUACAAGUUAAGAUUUCAAUAUUUACAUUUUGGAAGUUUGAAAUAAAAUUUGGAACAUUACUCUUUUUAAAAAGUUCUUGUAUAUAAUAAGGUUGUAUAGAAAUCAGAAGAAAACAUUUUCUUCAACUAGCACUUCAUUGUCAAUGCUCUAUUUAUGAUUAAUUUAUUAAACACAUACAUCCGUUUAUUUUCUUACUGUAUUUAUACUUAAAUGUAUAUUUAUGUAUUCCAAUUUUGCCUUUCUAAACACUGGAUAAAUAUGUAGUGGAUUUUUGUAAUUGUAAAAUGGUCAAAACAAAACAAAACAAACCUUUAAGAAUUAUGUGUAAAAACUUUAGCUGUAGUGUGUAACAUUUUAAUAGAAAUAAAAUAUAAAACG
Pantherophis guttatus is the source of this 3937-nucleotide messenger RNA. It is a transcript of the gene FGF19, whose product is annotated as fibroblast growth factor 19. Lineage: Eukaryota; Metazoa; Chordata; Lepidosauria; Squamata; Colubridae. Gene Ontology annotation, biological process: fibroblast growth factor receptor signaling pathway. Gene Ontology annotation, molecular function: growth factor activity; fibroblast growth factor receptor binding. The record is from RefSeq and is a predicted model, not a curated record. Gene Ontology annotation, cellular component: extracellular region.